AGUUUGGAGUACAUGGGCAGUGUGUUCAUUUCGCCGAGGUUGUUCAAAUGCCAAUAUUCAUCAUACGUGUUUCAGUAUAAAGUGAGACUUUUCAUUCGCAUGUGACUCCUUUCGGUUAUGAUAAUUUCCACGAGUGUUUUGUGAUUUUGCUAUAGGAAAACCCUUCAUUCCUCUUCUUGAUCUGUGGGUGAAGGGCACAAGCCAUCCUUCUUUGGCUCAACUUUCCGAGCUGCUGUCCUCUUUGAGUCCCUUGGGUGGUGAGACCAUCCAAAUUAUCUGCCAACUCACGACAACCACCACCGACCAACCGAGUUAUCAUGGCGACCAACUAUGGGUCGAUCAACAAGAAAGCCCGGAGCAGAAUGUCCAACAAGGCCGAGGAUGAGGCCAUACCUUUGCUGGAUUCGGGCGAUGAGUUGGACACAUCGACUGCCAACAAUGCAUCCAGGAUACCGAACGAGAUUUCGACGGGUCAAGGCAAUCCCGUGGAUCUGGUGAGUUCGGAGGAAGGAGAAGGCCAAGGUCAUGGAAGCAAUGGGAGUGACAGUGAUACCUCAGUGUCCUUUGAUCCGGCCGAUGAACGAGGACCAGAUGUGAUUUCAAACUUUGACACAAUCGUUCACAUGUUGAAAGGCAACAUCGGCACGGGGAUCCUGGCCAUGCCUGACGCUAUCAAGAACUCCGGUUUGACGGUGGGCAAUAUAGGACUGGUUCUAAUGGGCAUCAUUUGCGUCCAUUGUAUGCACAUGUUGGUCAAAUCCGCCCAAGAGCUUUGUCGACGGGUCAAAGUGCAUUCACUGACCUACCCGAAUGUGACUCGACAGGCUUUCGCCACUUCUCAGUCACCCAAGCUAAGGAGAUUUGCCAAAACUGCCAAAUCUGCAACUAAUGUAUUUCUAUGCAUCACUCAGCUCGGAUUUUGCUGCGUGUACUUCGUAUUUGUAUCACAAAACCUCAAACGGGUUGUUGAUCAUCAUUGGCAGGAGAUGGAUUAUCAUUUCUACAUGGCCCUUGUGCUCAUUCCAAUGUUGGCACUGUGUUCAGUGCGAAACCUCAAGUACCUGGCGCCCGUGUCCAUGUUCGCCAACAUUGUUCAAUUCGUGGGCCUAGGGAUCAUCAUGUUCUAUUUGGUCCAAGACCUCCCGAAGACAUGGGAACGCAAGCAAUUCUCCUCAUGGGGACAACUGCCUUUAUACUUUGGGACCGCGAUCUAUGCAUUCGAAGGCAUUGGGGUGGUUUUGCCGCUAGAAAACAAGAUGAAGCAUCCCAGAGACUUGAAAGGAUGGAAUGGAGUGUUGAACACUUCCAUGGUCAUCGUGAUUUGCCUCUACAUCGCCAUUGGCUUCUUUGGAUACCUCAAAUAUGGCGAUGAUGUGUUGGGAAGCAUCACUUUGAAUCUGCCUGUUGAAGAAUGGUUGGCACAAGCCGUGAUGGUGAUGAUGUCCGUGGCCAUAUUCUUCUCGUAUGCCCUGCAAUUCUACGUCCCUCUAGAAAUCGUCCUCCCUUUGGUGGCUGAUCGAUUUCCAUCUCGGCCCCUGCUCACUGAAAUGAUUGUCAGAUACUGCCUAGUGAUCCUCACUUUUGCUCUAGCGGCCGCCAUUCCUCGGUUGGAUCUCUUCAUUUCGUUGGUGGGAGCUGUGAGCUCGUCCACCUUGGCCUUGAUGGCCCCACCUGUUAUCGAAAUGAUGACAUUUUGGCCGACUUUGAGCCGGCUCUCGGUGGUCAAAAACAUUUUCAUAUUCAGCUUAGGAUUCCUGGGCUUCUUUACCGGUACUUAUGUCAGCCUUCAGAAUAUCAUUGAAUAUUUUGCAACGGGAUGAAGUGAUCGAAAAAGUCCCAGAAACAACAGACCCAUGACUGAUCGUUCUGUGCCUUAUUUAUCCUAUUAACUUCAAUGCAUUUGCAAUUCCCCGUGGUCUUAUCGAAAGCGGGCCCGAAAGGUGAUAUUUCUGAGUGAUUUUGAAUGAACUUGUGUCGACCGUAUAUAUUUUUGCAUCGCUUUUGAACCUCGAAACGUUCGAAAACACAACUUGAUCUGAGAGUGAGUGCGAUUAAGUUUCAAUACCCUAAAAAGGCAAAUAAAGUCGUUUCAAUCAA
Molecule: messenger RNA, 2097 nt
Organism: Tigriopus californicus
Lineage: Eukaryota; Metazoa; Arthropoda; Copepoda; Harpacticoida; Harpacticidae
Product: proton-coupled amino acid transporter 2-like
Exons: 10
Coding region: 318-1820 (500 amino acids)
Biological process (GO): amino acid transmembrane transport
Cellular component (GO): vacuolar membrane
Molecular function (GO): amino acid transmembrane transporter activity
Source: RefSeq, a predicted model, not a curated record